UCGAAGAGCUCGCAAGACCGACGCAUCUAUCGCGAGGUUAUCACAUUAGCUUGGUUAGUUAGCUAGCUGCGGAAACCCUGAACGUGUGUCCGUUGUUUAUGAUUUUAUUUUAUUCUUCUAAAGCGCUGAGAGGGCUGAGCAGUGCUUAUUGAUUAUUGAUUCCUAACGCGUGCAGGAAAGCAUAAUCGCCGGACCUUGUGUUUGCACGGAUCCAAUGAUGAGUUAUGCCGAAAAGCCAGAGGACAUCACAAAAGAAGAGUGGAUGGACAAAUUAAACAACGUUCACAUACAGAGGGCGGAUAUGAAUCGGCUCAUUAUGAAUUACCUGGUGACAGAGGGCUUCAAAGAGGCAGCAGAGAAGUUCCGGAUGGAGUCUGGUAUCGAGCCGAGUGUGGACCUGGAUUCUUUGGAUGAAAGGAUAAAGAUUAGAGAGAUGAUCCUGAAGGGCCAGAUUCAGGAAGCUAUUGCACUCAUUAACAGCUUACACCCGGAGCUGCUCGACACCAAUCGAUACCUGUAUUUUCAUCUGCAGCAGCAACAUUUGAUUGAGUUAAUCAGGCUAAGAGAAACUGAGUCAGCACUGGAGUUUGCUCAGACACAGCUGGCAGAGCAGGGGGAGGAGAGCCGAGAGUGUCUGACAGAGAUGGAGCGAACGCUAGCCCUUUUGGCAUUUGACAACCCAGAAGAGUCACCCUUUGGAGAUCUGCUCAACAUGAUGCAGCGGCAAAAGGUGUGGAGUGAGGUGAACCAGGCUGUGCUGGACUAUGAAAACAGGGAGUCGACACCCAAACUGGCCAAACUGCUGAAGUUGCUGCUGUGGGCUCAAAAUGAGCUGGACCAGAAGAAGGUGAAAUACCCCAAAAUGACUGACCUUAGCACAGGCACCAUCGAGGACCCCAAGUGAACACAACAGACAAGAACCACCACUUUCCACUUCCCCUUAAUUUAUGAUCAGUCAGUGACUGUGUGACAACCAGGUAACAUAUAUGUAAAAACAAAUGCUACAGUGUUUCUUUUUUUUCAUGUUUCAUUCAUGAGAGGUAAGACUUAACUCAUUGUGCAAACUGUAAAUUGCUGUAUUUGCAAAGUGGCAGAAAUUAUUUAGUUUCAGUACAGAACCUGGAUUUUUAGGUAGCUCUCAGAGACAACAAAAUUUAAAUUGCUGUUUUAUAUUUUGUCUUUUUAAGCUACGAUGGUAGUAUUAUUUAUCGUGAACAUUUUCCCCACCAGACUUUACUUUGCCAGGAAAAGUUGAUGGUGUGAAUGAGCACUGUUGGUACUGUGCAUAGAACGGGGAGGGAGGGGGGGAUUGAGACUCUUGAGACUGGUGAAAUGAGAAAAAGUGACUAUUUUUCAAAUAAAUGGAAAUCUACACUUUA
Maylandia zebra (zebra mbuna) is the source of this 1379-nucleotide messenger RNA. Its product is annotated as glucose-induced degradation protein 8-B homolog. Lineage: Eukaryota; Metazoa; Chordata; Actinopteri; Cichliformes; Cichlidae. The record is from RefSeq and is a predicted model, not a curated record. Gene Ontology annotation, molecular function: protein binding.